This is a messenger RNA of Vigna radiata var. radiata (mung bean), 1031 nucleotides long. RefSeq lists its product as uncharacterized. The record is from RefSeq and is a predicted model, not a curated record. The transcript has 6 exons. The coding region runs from base 73 to 816 and encodes 247 amino acids. NCBI's taxonomy places the organism in Eukaryota, Viridiplantae, Streptophyta, Magnoliopsida, Fabales, Fabaceae.
AAAUAAAAGAAAAAUAAAUAGAAUUGAGUAACUGCAAUUGGAACCAUUAUUUUGUUGUUCUAACUACCGAAAAUGAACAUCACGAGCUUUAAAACGAUACCUACGUCUCUGUAUUUUGGAAGUGGCGGUUUUCCAGGGUUUACGAAGAAGAAAGCAAGAGCGAGUUGCAGUCGCAGAGACGAUGAUGGUCCUAUGACCUCUGCUUCGGCUUACGCCGUGCUUGGACUGAACCCUAACUGCUCCGCCGCUGAUAUGAAAGCUGCUUUUCGCGCCAAAGUAAAGGAGUUCCAUCCAGACCUCUACAAACACUCUAAUACAGCACACUCUGAUGCUAUGAUUCGCCGCGUAAUUGAAGCGUACCGGAUACUAUCCAACUGCACUCCAUCACAAUUAAUUGAAAGUGAAUGCUUGGAUCCCUUUGACACGCCAGAGUGUGAAGCUUUUGAUCUUUUUGUUGACCAGCUGCUUUGUGUUGGCAAAGCGUGUUCGAAUUCCUGUGUGAAAAGAGCACCUCAUGCUUUUACAUAUGCCUCUUCAACUGGAACAGCACGUGCAUCUUCUCAAGGUCACGGGGAUGAUUACCAAGUUCAAUGUGCUGUUGGACAAUGUCCUAGAAAUUGCAUACACUACGUAACCCCAUCACAAAGAAUUUUCUUGGAGGAGCUACUUGACAGUAUACUUGAAGCACCCUAUGAUACAUCAGCUGAGGCAGACUUGCUGUAUUCACUUAUAAAUAAAGCUAAGUUUGAAAAUAACCGAUAUAAAAAACCACAGAGGAAACCCAAAGCUUCAGGCCAAAAUGUCGAUUGGUUUUAAGAAUUUGGGUAGUAAUUUUGUCCAUAUACAGUCCCCAACCAAUAAGAUUGAGAUUGUUGGGUCAUGGUUUUACAACGCACUAACAAUGGCUGAAAUUAGAUUCUUGUAUAAGGCUUAUACCUUGUCUGAAACAUACUAGAAGAAUAUGAUACAUAGGGUGUGAUACAGCAUAUAUAACCGUUGCAAUGCAAACUGUCCAGUGUUCAUGUCUAAAA